AAGUGAAAGUAUCUGGAGAGUUCCUGGUGCUUUGAGAGGGAGCGGUGCGUCAGUGUGUUCGUGCCCGUGCACAGAGAGCUGCGUGCGGGAUGGCAGAGGCGGGCGUCGUCGUCGAGGGCGACUGGGCCCCGGAGCAGAACCGAACCGUGAAGAACAAACUGCUGAAGCACUUCCUGAGCGAAAAGAAGUCCGGCGGGGGAGAGUGCCGCGUGGAGACCGUGGACGGGGUCGCGAGGGCCGUGGUCCACUUCACGUCACACCAAGUGAGAGACCGAGUUCUGUCCAAACCCGACCACGAGAUCACAGUCGACCAGACGAGUGUCAGACUGCGCCUCAGAGCAGCGAACUCUCCGAUCCAAACCUCCACAAGCAACGUUCCAGAUCCACAGAAAACUGACGAGCAGAAAAAUGCAGCUCGGACACAGGAGUCUAAACCCGAUCGAGGCUCCUCUUCUGGGUGCGUCGCCCGGUGCAGUGUGGCUCUGGGGCCGGUUCCUGAGGACAUGUCCAGAGACCUGCUGUGCGUCCUGGUGGAGAACGUGUGCGGUUUGGAGGAGACGGAGUACGACCUGGAGCUGAUCUGGGAGCUCAGCGUCGCAGUCGUGACCUUCAAGAAUCACACAGACGCAGAGAAGUUCAUGUCCUUGAGCCAGAGCAGCAGUAAACUCAGUAAACGAGGCCUGACCGCGACUCUUCUGGAGCCGGCGACCAACGUCCGAGUCGAGAACCUGCCCCCUGCUGUGGUCAAAGACAUGUUGGAUCUGUAUUUUGAGAAAAAGUGGGAGGCACCAGACGACAUCCAGAUGGUCCCAGAGGAGCAGGCUGCAGUCCUCUCCUUCUCCGACCCCACAGUGGUGAAGGACAUCUGCUCCCAGUCUGACCUCACCAUCAAAUCCACUAAGAUUAAAGUCUAUCCGUAUUACACGUCCCUGGGUGUGGCUCUGAUGGGCGAAGAUCGACCCCAGUUCAAAAUGCCUGAAGCCUUCACUGAAAACGUGCACAUCCCAGUCUGGAAGUUCCUUUGCAGCAAAAACCUCUCCGACUCCAUCAACCAAAACAUGAGUCCACACUUCUGCCACGUCAACAUGGACACGCCGCAGGUCAAACUCAGCCCUUCACCCAACUUCCUACGGCAGAACAACCUCACCAAAGAUCAAGUAGAAAACUGGAGACCCUCGGCUCUGAAGGCGUUUCGGGAGCAGAUGAACGAAUAUGGUGCGUUCGAUUGUCCUGUGAACGAGGACGCGUGGAGACUGGUCGAAAAAGAAGUGCGUGCGAUUGUGAAAGAUGAAGCUGAACUUACUUUGGAUCAAUCAAAAGAUUUUCUCACUGUUGCUUCGAGCUUCAGAAUCUUAAAACGAAUCAGGGCAGAAGUGGAGGCAGCAGUUCGCAAAGCUGUCAAUCAAAUCGACAGACAAAUGAACGGAGUUCAGGAGAAUGUGAUACUGACUCCGGCCAAGUUCCACAUUUUGAAGGAAAGUGGGCUUCAGAAGGCAGUGCGAGAUAUUUCUCCUGACCUCCUCAUGCACUUUGACAAAGGAGUUCUGACCAUAUCAGGACUGCAAAGUGAGGUUCUCAGAUUAAAAACUUGGAUUCUUGAAAAAAACAUGUCUCUAGAGAAGAAACAGCUGGAAAUACCACUUCCUCUUAAAGAUUUUCUCCAGAAAAUAGACGUAAAUCAGUUGUCCCAGGAUCUGUUCACGUCACAGGGCAUCUGCACGUUCAUCAGUUUAGAACCCAAAGGGAUUUUUCUCAUCGGAAGUUCAGAACGUUUUAUCAGUGACGCGGAGAACAAAGUGAAAUCUGUUUUGGCCGUUCAGGCUUUAAACUUUCAAGACAAAGAAGUUGUGAUGCUUAAAAAGUGGUCUGAUCUGAUGAAGAGCUUGCUGGAUUCAUACAACACCUCCAAUAAACAAACUGUGCAGGUCCAAAUUCAACCGCCAAAAAUUACAAUCGCAGGUUUUUUUAAUCCAGUGAAAGAAAUGGCCCAAAGUUUAAGUGACUUUAUCAACAGCUAUUCUCGAGUUCAGGAGAGGGUCAAAGUUGAGUCCUGCGCUGUGAUUCAGUUCAUUGAAAAGAAAAAGAUCGAAGAAUGGAAUAAAAUUGCCAAAGACAACCAGGUCAGAUAUGAGUUUGACCCUGUUCGGCCCAAAUUUACCAUUUCUGGAGCCCGAAUACACGUCCAAAACGCCAAAACGCUCUAUCAUAAUCUCACCCGAUCUCUCAUCACCGACACGUUUCAGGUGCAAAAACCAGGGGCCAAAAAGUUCUUCAAAAACCAAGGAUCCUUUUUUCUGUCUGCCUGUUUGAAUGAAUUUGGAUGCGCCGUAAUUCUGCGUCCUGAACUCCCCGACGAUGACGACGAAUUUGAAGAAGUUUUAGACGUUCAAGACGGUGGCUGCGUUGUGAGAGUUACAACGAAGAGCGGGGUGGAGGUUUCGGUGAGAAAGGCAAACAUGUGCAAGCUCAGUGUAGACGCGGUCGUGAACGCGGCUAACGAGGAACUCAAGCACAUCGGCGGGUUAGCAUUAGCGCUCCUAAACGCGGCGGGACACGAGAUGCAGCAGGACUGUGAUGAGUUCAUCAGGAAAAACGGGAAGCUUCCUGAAGGCCAGACGUUUGUCACCAAAUCGUACCGACUGCCGUGCAAACAUGUGAUCCACGCGGUCGGGCCGAGGUACACGGAAAACAAAGCUAAACUGGCACAUUUUCUCCUGAAGCUCGCUGUUAUAGAUUGUCUAACCCAAGCAGAGAAGCUGCAGUGUGCGAGUGUAGCGAUGCCAGCUUUAAGUUCAGGGGUUUUUGGUUUUCCAGUGGAUCUGUGCACAGAGACCAUCGCUCAAACCGUGAGAGAAUUCUGUGAUGACCCACAGAACACACUGGUGUCGCUCCGACAGGUGCAGCUGGUGGAUAAUAACGAUAAAACUGUGAAGGCUCUGGCUGAAGCGGUGAAGAGGGAGUUUUCUGACCUGAAACCAACCACAGGAUCUGACAAGACGAGGGUCCAAACGGAGGGAGCAGUGGGUGGCUCUGAGCCUGGAUGGGAAACUGUUCUUUAUGAAGAAAUCAACCAACCAGAAAAAAAAGACGUUUCUCGUGGAAAAGCAACGGGCAACAGACUCAGCAACCACCAACAAUUCAAACCAAAGUCCAAAGGACAGACGCUGGAGCAGACGACGCCUGAAGGAGUCAGCAUCAGUCUGGUGAACGGAAACAUCCAGGACCAAACCACGGACGUCAUCGUGAACACCAUAGCAGAGAACAUGAUCCUCCAGCAGGGGGCGGUGUCCAAGGCUCUUCUGGCGGCGGCCGGUCCAGAGCUGCAGGCCGCCGUGCUCUCGUCUGUAUCAGAGGAUAAGCUGCCGUUUGGAGAAGUGAUCAUCACCGACAGCUUCAACCUGCGCUGCCAAAAAGUGUUCCACGCCGUGUGUCCGCCCUGGGACAACGGGGCGGGGCCAGCGCAAGCGAUGUUGGAGGGCAUCGUCCAGUUGUGUUUGGAGGAGGCCGAGCGGCGGCGGCUCAGCUCCAUCUCGUUUCCUGCUCUGGGGACGGGGAACCUGAACUUCCCUCGACCCGUGGUGUCCGCUCUGAUGCUGCGACAGGUGCGCACCUUCAGCCAGGCGCGCUCCCCUCGACACCUGAGGGCGGUGCAGCUCGUGGUGCACCCGGCCGACACCCAGACUGUGCAGUGCUUCACCAACGAGUUCACAGGUCAGAGCCAGCAGAGAAACGUCCAAACAGAAGCAGAGUUUAAGCCUUUUCCUCAACCCCGCGUCCGCUCACAGCAGUCCUCAGCCUCUUUCGGGCAGGUGCAAACUCCGUCGCUCGGGGUGCAUCAGAUGCAGAUGGGUCAUGUGACCCUCGAAGUCUCCUCCGGUGACAUCACCAAAGAAACCUGUGAUGUCAUCAUCAACUCAUCCAAUGAGAACUUUACCUUGAAGACAGGUGUUUCGAGGGCCAUCUUAGAGGCUGCAGGCCGCGCUGUUGAGCUGGAGUGUGCAAACAUAGUGAGUUCUUCUGGAUAUCAGCCCAGACCUCUGAUCAUCACGUCCGCGGGGCAGCUGCAGUGUCGAAACAUCAUCCACGUCACCGGAACCAACAAGCCCCCCGUGAUAAAGGAUCUGGUUUACUCUGUGCUGAAGCUCUGUGAGGACAACAGCUUCUCCUCUGUGGCCUUCCCAGCUAUAGGCACAGGGGCCGGUGGAGCAGACCCAUCCCUCGUGGCUGAGGCGAUGGUGGGGGCCGUGGAGGAUUUUGUGAAAAAGAAGCAGCCAAAGAUCGUGCGCAGGGUCAAGGUCCUGGUUUUCCAAACGGUGAUGAUCCCAGAGUUUCUCAAGAGCAUGAAGUCCAGAGAAGGGCAGCCAGUCACGAUUGGGUUCAUAGACAAGGUCAAAGCAUUUGUUUCACCUCUAACGUCGUUCUUGGGGCUGAGCAGCGAGGGGCCGGUCAAAGAUGCACCGGUUCUGGAGGGACAGGAGAUUGAGCCCACAGUGUUCCAGCUCUGUGCAGAGACUCAGAGGGCGAUCACUCAGACGAAGCUGAGGAUCGAGGACUUGAUUGUGACGGAGCAGGCAGAGAGGACCAUCUCAGACCCGCUCCUGGUGCAUUUGACCCAAAGUGACGUGAAGCGGCUGAGUGAGAUGCAGAAGAGCCUCACGGUGAAGAUCACACUGGAGCGAAGGAACCCAGAGGAACCAACCAUUCGCCUGGAGGGUCUGACCAGAGACGUGUCCGCGGCCGAGUCCGAAGUCAGGGACAUGAUCCGUAAAGCAGAGCGCGGCGAGGCUCGAAAGAAAGACGCCUUUAUCCUGAGCGGAGUGAUCGAGUGGCAGUUUGUUCAAGACGAUGGAGGAAAGAAACCGUUCGACCCGAUGACCAACCUGGAGCUGGAGGAGGCCUUCAUCCAAAAGAAAACCACAAAGAUCAUCAUAAACCAGGAGACGUUCACCGCAAACCCACAGAGGAUGAGAGCGGACGCAGAGAGACGACGCAAGACUGUGGAACUGAUCCGGAAGGAGUGUAAAGACGAUGCGUCGCUGCCGUCGGAGUGGAGCGACAUGAAGAGCAAAGAGCUGGUGAAACUCGUCACACUUCAACCCGGGUCAACAGAGUACAACAAAGUGGAGAAUGAAGUGACUCAACAUGGACUACAACUCAACAUCAUCUCUAUCGAGCGGGUGCAGAACCCGACCUUGUGGAAGAAUUACCAGAUAAAGAAGAAGGAGAUGGACACUAAAAACCAAGGCAAAAGCAACGAGAAGGUGCUUUUCCACGGAACUGGAGCAAAUUCCAUCGACCUCAUCAACAAACAAGGAUUCAACCGCAGCUACGCAGGAGCUCAAGCUGCGAUGUACGGUAAUGGGUCGUACUUCGCUGUGGACCCUGCGUACUCGGCUCGGGGAUACUCCAAACCAGAUAAUAAGGGUCACAAGCGCCUGUACGUGGCUCUGGUCCUGGUGGGAGAAUUCACUAGAGGUCAGGCGGGCAUGAUCACUCCUCCAGCCAAAAGCAACCCCAGCGACCUCUACGACAGCGUGACCGACCAAGUGCCCAACCCGACCAUGUUCAUCAUCUUCAACGACGUGCAGGCCUAUCCACAAUACCUCAUCACGUUCACAUAAAACCUGGACUAAACUAGGUCUAAAACUGGACUAGACCAGGCUUUAACCAGAUCUAAACUGGGACUAAACCAGGUCUAAACCCAAAUUUAACCAGGACAAUGAGGACUCCUUGUGUUACAUCAUCACAUUUACUCAAACAAAACCUUUAAUAUCACAACUAAUCCUGUGGUCAAUUACACAGAACAGUCCGGAGCAAAGGCUUAACAGGGUCUAAACCAGGACUAAACCAGGUCUACACAAGGACUAAACCAGAUCUAAACCAGGACUAAACCAGAUCUAAACCAGGACUAAACCAGAUCUAAACCAGGACUAAACCAGGUCUACACAAGGACUAAACUAGGACUAAACCAGAUCUAAACCAGAUCUAAACCAGGACUAACCCAAGUCCUGACUUCAGUGCCUCAACAUCACAUCCACCUAAAGCAUUUACAUUUACAAUCACAAUCACAUAAUCAAUAAUAAACAUUUACUUGUGAUGAAAAACUAGACUAAACCAGGACUUAACCAGGUCCAGAGUCGGUCUGAUCCACUCGAUUUAAUCACAACACUUUCAAAUUUACAUCAUAAUUUAUCACGUUCACCUGAAAGACGUGACGAUAAAACCACAAACUGGAGUCUGCACUGAACCAGGAUUAUAACACAUGACAAGGAUUUAACGAGUUCUAAACCAGGUCUAAAACGGGACUUAUGAAGACUUGAAUCAGAACUAAACCAGGACUGUAGACAAGGACCUAAUUAGGACAAAAUUGGUAACUUAGACUAAAUUACAGCUACAUAAAUAGACUUAAAACUAGAACUAAAACAAAACCCUUUAUAGUCACACACUGGGUUUGUGGCGUUUUUAUUUUCUUCUCUGUUUUUAUCUUAAAUCUUCAGGAAAUAAUGAUGAACACAUUAUUAUAUUAAUUUAGCAUCAAGAUUUACGCCGCCAUUUUCCAGACCUGCAACUUGUUUCUAAGCCAAUUCUUUAUCUACAGUGUAAAAGCCAAUGCUGCGUUACAGUAACAUGAGUCAAAACUUUAGUCUCUUUUUCUGCACGUCUGUAGUUUCUCAGUUCACCAGGGGGCGCUACAGACACUGACAAAACAAUGUCAUUUACUAAACUAUAAAAACAUUGCACUGUUUCAUUGUAAUUUUCUUGUUUUAUUUGGAUUUAAUCACGACUCGUCUUUAAAUGAAGCACAGAAACAAUCAGAACUCAAAGGGCUUUGUGAUUAAAUUAAAACUGUCUUGAUUUCCAAAUGUUACUCGUGUUUAUAAAAUAAUGCCAAAGAAAAUAUUCUGCUUAAAUAAAAAAAAAUAAAAAAAAUACUUAAAUUAAAAAUAAAUAAAUAA
Molecule: messenger RNA, 6956 nt
Organism: Boleophthalmus pectinirostris (great blue-spotted mudskipper)
Lineage: Eukaryota; Metazoa; Chordata; Actinopteri; Gobiiformes; Gobiidae
Product: protein mono-ADP-ribosyltransferase PARP14-like
Biological process (GO): negative regulation of gene expression
Cellular component (GO): nucleus; cytoplasm
Molecular function (GO): NAD+ poly-ADP-ribosyltransferase activity; transcription corepressor activity
Source: RefSeq, a predicted model, not a curated record